Messenger RNA from Esox lucius (northern pike), 3626 nucleotides. RefSeq names its product neurotensin receptor 1 (high affinity) (gene ntsr1). The coding region runs from base 122 to 1342 and encodes 406 amino acids. NCBI's taxonomy places the organism in Eukaryota, Metazoa, Chordata, Actinopteri, Esociformes, Esocidae. Gene Ontology annotation, molecular function: G protein-coupled neurotensin receptor activity. Gene Ontology annotation, biological process: neuropeptide signaling pathway. The transcript has 4 exons. Gene Ontology annotation, cellular component: plasma membrane. The record is from RefSeq and is a predicted model, not a curated record.
CGUUUUUACGCGCAAACUCGAUUUCCUCGCGAACACCACACGUGUGUUCUCUAGAUCUAAAGAUUUUCUGCCGUCAUACACAAGUGAUUCUAGGAUCAAAUUAUUUACCUUACACGACAAUAUGGAUUUCAAUUUUACCCUGAUCGGGCGCGACUUUCUAGACUUAUGCGCGCUGGCUCAGACACUUCUAACUUCGGGGACCAACUACUCUUUGCGUCUGGGUAACUACUCUCUGUUUGACAACGGAUCGGAGUUCUACGAGGAGAACUCCUUGGAUGUAAACACUAACAUGUACUCGAAGGUCCUGGUCACUGUGAUAUAUAUCGCGCUCUUUGCGGUAGGUUGCUUAGGAAACUCCGUUACGCUUUACACUCUGCUUGCCAAGAAGUCCCUACAAAAUCUCCAAAGCACGGUCCACUACCACCUGGUUAGUCUCGCAGUCUCGGACUUGCUUAUCCUUGUCCUCAGCAUGCCUGUAGAGCUUUACAACUUCAUCUGGGUCCAUCACCCUUGGGCGUUUGGAGGAGUCGUUUGUAAAGGUUACUAUUUCAUUCGGGAUGCCUGCUCAUAUGCGACGGCAUUUAACAUCGCUAGCCUCAGCGUGGAGCGUUAUAUGGCGAUUUGCCACCCUUUCAAGGCAAAGAGCAUCAUGUCCCGCAGCCGCACCAAGAAACUGAUUAGCGGGAUGUGGGUCGCUUCGUUCCUCCUAGCCUCUCCGAUGCUCUUCGCCAUGGGGCAGAAGUCCCAUCAAGGGGAGAAGAUUUGCACCACCAUCGUGUCUCCCUUCUUAUUGAAGAUGGUGAUACAGGUGAAUGUGUUCCUGUCCUUUGUGGUUCCCAUGGUAGUCAUAUCUGCUUUGAAUGGGGUAAUCGCAAGUCAGCUGUUGCGUAUGUUCAGAGAGACGAAGCAGGACAACCGCAUCUGUAUCGUCGAGGGCAACCCUACCAUGCUCAGUGUAGCUGUGGAGCCAAACCGCACGCAGUCGCUGCGUCAUGGAGUCAUGGUUCUACGGGCUGUGGUUGUUGCUUUUGUGGUGUGUUAUCUACCGUAUUACGUACGGCGCCUCAUGUACUGCUAUGCAGAGUUCUCAGAGGAAGGGUAUGAUGUCUACCAUUACUUCUUUAUGGUGACCAAUGUCCUCUUCUAUGUGAGCUCAGCCAUCAACCCAAUCCUCUACAACCUGGUCUCAGCCAACUACAGAGAGAUCUUCUUCAACACGCUUCGCUGCUUUUGCCUUCCAUGUUGUCGCAAGAAAGAAAGACGUCCUCUGACCAGACACUCGAUCAGCAUCUGCAGUAACCACACAUUCUCUUCCAACAUCAACAAGGAGACCGUUUACUGAUGGCACACCCCGAAAACACUCUAUUUUAGAACAGCAGUGAAUGGAAUCUUAAUGUGGGGUCAUUGUGGACCUUGGCACUGUGAAUCACUGAUAGUUUGUUCUACAUACUUCAACGAAAAAUUGUCCUUAGGACAUUCCCAGAAGCCAGGAGGUAUUUGUCGUGGUCCCCCGACUUGUCCCCCCCCAAACCAUUCUUAGGAUGUCCACAGUUGGCUGGGUAGACUAAACGCAGAACAUAUAAAAAAUGUGAUAUUGGUCACUUGACAGAAGGAAGGAAUGAAAGAAGGAAGAAAGUGUUGGAUGUAAUAGUCUUUUACACUGUAAAUAUUGUACACACUAUAUGUACGUACAUUCUGAUUUCUGUAGAACUAUAAAGGCACUUUUGGUUUUAUCUGCUCACAGUAGUUUACACAAUUAUAUUGUGAUGAUCAAUACAAUCUGCACUUAUCGGCAUUCAUCAGGAUUUUAGAAAUCUGAGGCUAGAAAUAUACACAAUGUGAACGUUACCCCUUCAUAGGCUUUUGGAAUGUGGGGAGAAAUUAAGAGCAUCGGUAUUUCAACCUUGAAAACAGGCAUCUUGUAAAUUCAAAACGUUUUAAAUGCAUUAUCACAAAUUUCAGAAGACAAACCGCGGUUAUAAAUUGGAAUGGGGGGAAGACUUUUACAGGGUAUCAAUAUUUCUCUUUCACAUUACAUUUACAUUCUUUUAGGUGAUAAAAAAUGGUGGUCAAAUGAACCACAAUAUAUUACCUGCUAAGGGUUUAAAGCCAGGAAAAGUAUUGAUCAAAAAUGUUUCAGUCUGCCUAGACUGUGAAGGUUCAUUAAAUGCUGUAAGAUGAUGUCAUAGUCUAUAUUAUUUUGCCCAAUCUCAGGCCCUGGAGGGACAAAAUACUGGAGAUUUUUCUUUUACUUAGAAAUUAAUUGCACUCACUUGGUUUCCCAGGUCGGAAUCAGUCCCUUUACAUGAGAAAAUAAAAAACAGAAGAGUUUUGGCCCUGUGAGACCUGAGAUAGGACCUGAAUAGCCUUGCACUACACUGUCCACAUGACUGCUUGAGAAAAUAAUAAUAAUUAGGUUUAGGUGCCCCGAAAGUUUGUGCCCUGCAUGUCUGCUGUACUGAGACAGGCAACCGCAAAGGCUAUAUCCAUGUUCACAGAAUAAUAGGAUUGUCAUUUAAAAUGGAAAAACAGGAAUUUUCAUCAACAGUAUAAUAUAGAUAUAUAAUACAAAAAGUUUAGCGAAAAAUAUAUUAAAAUACUUUUUUAAAGUAUCCCUGGACCACUUUGAAAAGUCCUGCUUAAUGGGAUUCUACUUAGUUCAUAAAGUCAAAAGUGUUAUUUGCUCAAUACAGUGGCUUACAAAUGGUUUAAUACGCCAUUGCACUCACAAUCAUUUUUAAUCUCUUAAACAUUAGUGCAAAUGGCGGCAGUCAAAUUAAAUACACAAUUGGCGGGAUGAUGAUGAUUCAAGGGAAGGGGGAGUAUUAGGAUUUAGCCUGGGUGUUUCCAAUGCUGAAUGCCCAUUGAAGACCGAGGGUAGAAAGGAGACAGCCAUUGUGUUUUGUCUGUGUGUUUGGGUUUGUCUGGGUAUGCUGCCUGCAUGGAUGGAAGAGUUUUUAACUCCUUAGCUUUGAUUAAGAAACACAUUCAAUCAAUGUUGGUUGUCACCAAAAAAUAAGAUUUUGACUGCUAAUCCGGCAAGGCCAAUAUAUAUGAAUAUAUAGGGCUACUACUACUACUUUCCCAGGCAUUGGUUAUUGCUUAACUGAUCCUAAUAAGAAAAAUUUUGUAACAGGGAGAUACACCACGAAUGGACACAGUACCAGCGUUGAGUGACGUGGAGGGUGUUUCAUUACCACACUAAAGUGAAAAUGAGCAGGAAAAAACAAACAAGGCAAACCACUUUUCUCUUUGGUGUGUUGCUGCAACGCUGAGGCAGUUAAAAGGGCACUUUCAGCAUCAGUAUGUUUUUCACACCAAAAAUAUGUAAAUGUGAAUCUAGAAGGUGCAGCACAGCCUAAAUACAUAUGAUAGGAGAAAGCUGGGAACUGAAAUCUCUGUAAAAGACUGUGAGGAAAGCUUAGAAAAUACAUCAAUUUCACUCUUCUAGCUAGGCCACCAGAACUGUCAAGGAGAACAAAGGGAAGACAAAGAGAGAGGGUCAUCCCAUACCCAUAAUCUAAACAAGGGAGUUUGGUGGAGAGGUGCAGCUGUCUGAUAGUGUAUCUAGAAGGGAAAAAUGGAAGGAGGAAUGUCUGUAUGUCUGUUGUUUUAGUUUAUUUUUU